AUGAGGGUCCUGCUUUCCGUCCUUGGAGUCUUUACUUUGUUCUUCAUGGUUCCUCUGGCCAGAAGCUUCGUCAGCGACCAGAGAUGCUCUUCCACAGGGUACCUCACUUGCAGAAUGAGGUGCAGCGAUGGUGAGUAUGCAGUGAGGUACUGCAAUGGCUGGACUAUCUGUUGUCGGCUAAAGAAGACAGAAAUUAAGAAAAAAAAGUUAUUUUGA
Nannospalax galili (Upper Galilee mountains blind mole rat) is the source of this 216-nucleotide messenger RNA. It is a transcript of the gene Defb131a, whose product is annotated as defensin beta 131A. The transcript is spliced from 2 exons. Gene Ontology annotation, cellular component: extracellular region. Gene Ontology annotation, biological process: innate immune response. NCBI's taxonomy places the organism in Eukaryota, Metazoa, Chordata, Mammalia, Rodentia, Spalacidae. The record is from RefSeq and is a predicted model, not a curated record. Bases 1 to 216 code for a protein of 71 amino acids.